CAUGCCAGGCAGGGGGCGGAUCUCUGACGUUUUAUUGCGUAGAAUUAUUAAUAUUACAUAACUAAUAACAGUUUAUUUAAAUACUUAUGCAUGUUCAAAACUCUCUAUUUUAGAAAAGAAUAUCUUAUUUAAAUAAAAAUGUUGUUACGCUUCAUAAUAAAGGUUUUACAAAACAGAAUGUGGGCGUGACUGUAGCGACGAGGAGGCGGGGCAGAUCAGGAAAAAAACUGACGUCAUCGUCCCAGAGUACAGGACUGUGUGUCAGACUCAGAGUACAGCGGAGUUUGUGGAGUUUAAGCACCGGCGUAUCAGCUGGAAAUGCACCGUUCAUUUGGCCACAGAGUGUGAAGGACAUUUUUUCGCUCUGUAACUGGAUCCAGACCAGCGUUGUUGUUUCGUCGCGGCGGCGGUAGAAUUAAUCCAUAACAACACACAGGUCUGCAGAUGGGUCAGGGCCUGUGGAGGGUGGCGAGGAACCAGCAGCUGCAGCAGGAGUACAGCGAGCAGUGUUAUCUCCAGCGCAGCGAGCGUCGACGCAGGAUGGCAGCGCUGCUGAACGAGACGCCGUCGCAAGUGCGCCGCACGCCACAGUGUCACGCCGACCUCGGGCACCUGCUGCGCGCACGGAGGUCUAAAGAGGAGCAGGGCUUUAUUGACUUGGACAUGUUGCCCCCAGAGCUCAGCAUCACCAUCCUGUCCUACCUGAACGCCACAGACCUGUGUCUAGCCUCCUGCGUCUGGCAAGACCUGGGCAACGACGAGUACCUGUGGCAGGGCUUGUGUAAGUCCACUUGGGGUCACUGUUCCAUCUACAACAGGCUCCUUCCCCUCGGCUUCUCCUACAGAAAACUCUACAUGCAGCUCGAUGAAGGAAGUCUGACGUUCAAUGCUAACCCUCAGGAGGGAAUCGCUUACCUCAUGUCCAAAAGCAUUCUCAUGGACCAUCCGAAGGAAAUCGCCAAGUUCAUAUUCUACACCCGAAUGCUGAAUUGGAAGAUGCUGCGUAUUUAUCUCGAUGAACGCCGUGACGUCCUGGACGAGCUGGUCACACUACACAACUUCAGUAACCAGUUCCUUCCCAACGCGCUGAGGGAUUUCUUCAGACACAUUCACGCGCCCGAGGAGCGCGGCGAGUACCUGGAGACGCUCAUCACCAAGUUCUCACACCGUUUCUGUGCCUGUAACCCCGCGCUGGUGAGGGACGUCGGCCUCACGCCUGAUGCCGUGUACGUGCUGUGCUACUCGCUCAUCCUGCUCUCCAUCGACCUGAGCAGCCCGCACGUGAAGAACAAGAUGUCCAAGCGCGAGUUCAUCCGCAACACGCGCCGCGCCGCACAGAACAUCAGCGAGGACUUUGUGGGUCACCUGUACGACAACAUCUAUCUGAUCGGCCACGUGGCUGCCUAGCAGAUCGCACACACACACAUAUGCACAUGUACGCACACUGGCCAAUAUAACACUCGGCCUUGGCACUGAUGCAAAUUCUACUCAUACGAAGGAGUCAGACGCGCCCUAACACAGGUGAAGAGAUGUUCAUUAGAAUACGGUAGUGUAGGAAAGAUACACACACACACACACACACACACACCAACACAGGUCGCCUUAAGCAACUCGAGGCAGAAAAGGGUAGCGACGCACUCGCAGAGCCAUGUAGCCACACAAACUAAAUGCAGCCGUGUUAUUAUACGUCCGUUUUAAUCUCCGAACUUCAAAUCUGACCCGAGUCUCUUCGCUCAACAUUAUUACGUUUGGUCUGGUUAUGAAGUCUACGAGCGAGAUGACUUUUCCACUCAGCGUCUGUCUAGUUCUCAUUUACUUUAUAUCCGUCGAUUCUGGUGCACCCACAAAAAAGAAAUCUGGUUUGUUCUGGAUGGAAUAACACGAAGAGCCUUUUUAUUUUAUUUUUUUCACCUGUGAUGAUGAAGAUGUACAAAAUUGAAUCAUUUAAGAAGAAGAAAAAAAGAAGAAAUCUUGCACUUGGUCCCUUGAUAAACUCUUUGCGCUUGAAUGUCCGCAGUCUGAAGGGUGUCGCAGCUCUCCGUGUUCCAUCCCGAGCUCAGGUCCGUCUUCCUCCACCUGGUCCUCUGGAUUCCUCGUUUACUCGCACGCCAGGACGUGAACGUGUGUAUGUGUGCGCGCGCUGGCGCCUCGUACAGGCUGCAUGCCUGUAAGCCUCACACCCAGCGUUCCCUGGGUAGACUCCAGCCCCGGGAUGAAGCACGUCUUGAAGAUCCCUUUAUCCAGAAUAAACAUCAUUUUCUUUUCUGUCUUUAUUUUUUUAAAGCUCAUAGUUCAUUUAAGACUGAUGAACUGAGUAACACUUGCUUUAAUUAGCUGUCUAACACCACCGUGUGUGUGUACGCGUGUCUGUGUGUAGGCGUUGCUCCCUAACGAGGACAGGAAUGUGCCGCCUCGCCCCCGCUGCCUGUAUAAACCCCCUCCAGCCCCCCACCCACCCACCGUCCGCUUCAGCUGUGUAACCAGAGCGAAUCUCUCACACUGUUACUGUUAGGUUGUUGAUCAAGAGCACUUUAACCCAAGGAGAUAUUUUUUAUUUGUAUUAAUAUUGUUAUAUCAUAUUAUAUAUAUAUAUAUAUAUAUAUAUAUAUAUAAUGUUAUUUUGAAUUUGAGGUUACUGCGCAUCUGAAGUAGCUCCACAGUAGUGCCAAUAGCAACCCUGACGUGUGGAAGCCGCAGUAACUAUUACUCGUUCGCAUUAUAUAGCAGAAACAGAUAUGAAUAAUACGACUUGUUUUAUUUGCACAUUAUGUAUAUAUUUAAGUAUAGAGAUUUAUAUAGAAAAAUAAUUUUAUUUUUAAAUAUUUUAGCCUUUUUUUUUUGAUGGUUUUCCCUGGUAGGUUUUGGUAGGGUGAAUUCUCUUUUUGCACUUAUGACAUUUUUGCCACGUGUCUCUCUCUCUCUCUCUCUCUCUCUCUCUCUCUUUCUCUUGCUCUCUCUAGUUCUUUUUCUCUCACACACCACACACCAG
This is a messenger RNA of Clarias gariepinus (North African catfish), 2989 nucleotides long. It is a transcript of the gene fbxo8, whose product is annotated as F-box protein 8. The record is from RefSeq and is a predicted model, not a curated record. Gene Ontology annotation, biological process: regulation of ARF protein signal transduction. NCBI's taxonomy places the organism in Eukaryota, Metazoa, Chordata, Actinopteri, Siluriformes, Clariidae. The transcript is spliced from 6 exons. Bases 445 to 1407 code for a protein of 320 amino acids. Gene Ontology annotation, molecular function: protein binding; guanyl-nucleotide exchange factor activity.